Messenger RNA from Pseudozyma hubeiensis SY62, 381 nucleotides. RefSeq lists its product as hypothetical. NCBI's taxonomy places the organism in Eukaryota, Fungi, Basidiomycota, Ustilaginomycetes, Ustilaginales, Ustilaginaceae. The record is from RefSeq and is a predicted model, not a curated record. The transcript has a single exon. The coding region runs from base 1 to 381 and encodes 126 amino acids.
AUGUGCCGGGCGAGGAGGGUCAAAUUCCCUCGAAAAGGCGAACCCUUUCUUAGCGUUCGCCAAAGCACAGUCUCAGGAACGCGCGAUGUCACCACUGCGGCGCGGCAUUACCACUAUCGCUACUACCGGCUAGAAUGCCAGGUCGAGUGGCCACGAACAGCAGUGGCCAUCACCCGAAGCGGUACUGGAGAGCUGCAGCCGUUCUCGUCGGAUUGCAUCCGACCAUCCGACCUCGACACGGGUGUUUUACGCGAUGGUUCACGUUCCCACGCUUUCUCGUGCUUCAGCGGCUCAAACUGGCUGAUCGAGUCUCCACUCGAGAAGUUUGGAGAUGCCGAUUGCCACAAGAAAGUGAGAGCGUUGUCAAGCACCGAGAUGUGA